This is a messenger RNA of Heterobilharzia americana, 5293 nucleotides long. The record is from the annotation of a GenBank genome assembly. NCBI's taxonomy places the organism in Eukaryota, Metazoa, Platyhelminthes, Trematoda, Strigeidida, Schistosomatidae.
AUGUUUUUUAAUCCAUUUAAAAAUACCUCAAUGUAUACAUGAUUAGUAGAUUAGUAUUUUACAUUACUGUAUCAAUUGGGUGCAAAUAUCUUGUAUUCAAAUCAAUUAUUUCUAUCAUCAGAAGAUUAUUUUUUUCCUUUUUUUUUUUUACAUCGAACAAUCUACUUUUGGAUAACACUCCUUGAAUAUAGAUUCAUUAGUUAUUUCAAAUGUCUAAUACAUCCAAUGAUAUAACUAUUUCUGAAGGUAAACGUCUUGUUGCAGCUAAAAUUGCAAGUGCUGUGACUAGUGGAGGUAGUCCAGCACGAGUGAUUAAUGCAUUUCUACAAGUACAAGAUUAUCAAGGAUUAGAUAAAUACUUAAGCAAACAUAAAAUUCCUAUAGAUAUUUUAACAGCAUCAUUACAAAGUGCAUGUAUGCGAUCUGAUAGUGAAGCUGUUGGUACAUUUGCAAAACAUGGAGGUAAUGUAAAUCAUACUGAUCAAUUUGGUACUACACUUUUACAUUUUGCUAUGCGUGGUGGUGGAGAUGAGAAUGUUAUCAAAGCAUUAGUUGCUCAUGGAUUAGAUUAUCAACUAUGGAGAUCUGAAGGAAUGCCUCUACUUCAUUGGGCUUGCAGUAAUGGAUUAAUCAAUCUUGUUGAGUAUUUAACUGAAAAAGCGACAGCUUCAUUGCAGGAAGCCGAUGAAUAUGGUCGUCUACCUAUACAUGUUGCUGCUGUAUUUGGUCAACCAGUAAUUUUGUCUUAUCUUAUACGUGUCUUAUCUACUCAUCUUCAUCCAGCCUCCGUUCCAAGUCAGUUUUUAUCUGCAUUAAAUGACGAUAGAGAAUGCUCUAUUGAAGAAGAAGAAGAAGAAGAAGACGGCAAUGAAGCAGGUGGUCUAGUUAAUAUCAGUCACAAACCAGAUAGAAAUAAACUUCAGUCAAAAUUAUGUACACCUGAUAAAGAUUGUCCAAUGAGUUUUCAACCGAGUGUUUUAAAAACAGUCGCAGCUGCAAAUUAUCUAGAUAUGAACCAUUGGACACCUUUACAUCAUGCUAGUUGUGAAGAUGCUGUAAACUAUUAUCAUGAUUGUUUGAAAAUUCUAUUAGAUAAUGGUGCUGAUCCAAUGUUGCCUACAUCACAAGGUAAAACUGCAUUGGAUUUAGCAUAUGCUGCGGGUAGAUCACAAAUGUUAGUAGAUGUUUUACCAAAAAGACAAUUAAUUGCUUUGCUUAUGUUAAUUGAUGAUAUUGUUCCAAUUAAUAUGAGAAAAAGAAUGAAUGAAGAGGAGAAACAAAAAGAACGUUCAGGUAUAACUAGUAUGUCACCUUGUGAACCAUAUAUACCAAUGAGUGUAAAAAGAGAGCAUAGUCCAAGUUUAUCAAAUGAUAUGCAUAAAAGAUCUCGUAAAGGAUAUUCAUUUAUUCGUCGGAUAGCUGAUAAGAUGGAUACAAAUGAUACAACUGGUGGUCAAGGAAAAAGUUUUGGAAGAAGUUAUACAGCUGAUUGUACAAAUGUAAUGAGUAUAUGGCGUAAGAUUAUGCUGAAUGAUAAUGUGGAAUUAUUGGAAACUUUAAGAGAUUCUUUGGUAUGGAGACAAAAUAAACCAACUAAUUUAACAUCAGCAACAGAUUUUAGUCGAAUAGGUGAUAGUUUAACUAUGCCAACAGAUCAAAUAUCAUUAGAUGAUUUUGAAAGUGCUCAACAGAUUAGUUUAAAGCAAAUGUUUGAACUAUUCUCUGAUUGUUAUGAAAAUGGUACUGGAGUUUUUACACAUGUUCAGGUUACAUUUCAAGAAACGCUUAAAGCGCAUGAUUUUAAAACUGUUCUACAAUCAAUGACUGGUUUACUUACCUUCAAUUCAUUAAGUACUAAUAAAAUUGUAAUUCUACGUCCAAUGCAUAGAUCAUUAUUAUUUUUAGCAAUAAUUUGUGGACGUUUUCGUGUAGUUGAACAAUUAAUUCGUAUGAGACAAUUCGAUGUUCUACCAGCAAGUGUUUUAGUAACUCUAAUUCUACGUCGUCUUCAUAAGCAUCCUAGUUUUCCACAACAAAUGUUGGGUGAAUUGAGCGCUUUUGCUGAUCGAUUAGAAUCUAUAGCUGUUGAUGUCUUGAAUUUGGUAUUCCUUAAAGAUAAUACACCAGAAAAAAUGAUAUGUCGUUCAAUGUUAAAUGUACCAUUACGUACAUUUGGAGGAAUCUCUUUGAUAGAUUUAUGUGCUAAAGCAAAAUGUACAAAUGUACUAAGUUUAUCAUGUUGUCAAAGUCUUCUUGAUGAACGUUGGCAUGGAGUUUUAAUUUGUCUACCAACAUGGAUGAGAUGGUCAUGUAAAUUUUUUCCUAUUGCCGGUAUUGUUUACUUUGAAUAUAAAACAAAAAAAGAACGUAAACAUACAGCAUUAUUAAGAAAUAAAAUAGGAAAUACUGGAACAAGAGGUAAAUUAGUACGAAGUUUAGUAAGUGAUGGAAUAUCAUCUACUGGAAAAGUUUUAUCUAAAGGUUUUCCUAAUUCAUCUCAAAUGAUAAAUAAUCCCCUUAUAUCAAAACGAACAAAGAUGAUGAAAUCAAAAAACACUUCAUCAAUUCUAUCUUCACAAUUAACUAAACCAGAAGUUACUGUAUACGAUCGUAUGUCUAGUCAAUUUGGAUGGAGUUCUUCACCAAGAUGGCAUUUUAUAACUGGAGUUUAUUCAUCUCCAUCAAUGAAAUUCUGUCUACAUUCAAUAUUUCAUUUAUUAUUUUUAGUAUUAUUUUCAAUUGUAUGUGUAUAUAACUUACAUUUUGCUUUUAGUCGUAUGGAAUUAAUUUCAUUAUCUUAUGUAUUAGGUUAUGCAUUUGAAGAGAUAAGACAAAUGAUACUUGAAGCAUCACGUGAUGGUUUUGGUGAUUAUUUUCGUGAUGGUUGGAAUUGGAUUGAUCUUUUAGCCACUGGUUUAACAUUUAUCGGUUUUUGUACAAGAAUGAAUGUAAUAGAUAAACAAGCUACAGAAUUUGAAGAAGCUCAUGAUGUUGUACUUUAUUCAACACGUAAUUUAUAUUUACUUGGUCUUAAUCUUUUCUAUAUGCGUACACUUUAUAUUACAUCAAUUUCACCAAUUAUAGGACCAAGAUUAAAAAUGAUGGCUGAUAUGUUACGUAAAGAUUUAAUACCUUUAUUAUUAGUAUUUGCAAUAUUUAUAUUCUCUUAUGGAGUAUGGUUUCAAGGAUUAAUUUAUCCAAAUAGUUUUUAUGAAACACAAGAACAACGUCAAAGAAAAUAUUUAAUGAAUAAUAGUGAAUUUUCACGUCGAAGAGAUAUGCAAAGACUUGGAUUAUUAACAUCAUUCAGUGAAUUAUUUCGACGAUCAUUUUAUAGUAUAUUUGAAGUAAGCAUUGUAUUAGAAGAAGAAACAUGUGAAGGUAAUAGAUAUUGUGGAAGUGAAUUUGGUUUUCAUACAGUAAUCUUUUUUGUACUUGUAUUAUAUGUUGGUAUUGUUAAUAUUAUUUUAAUCAAUCUACUCAUUGCAUUAUUCAGUAAUACAGUAUCAAGGAUAGAUCAAAGAUCAACAGCUCAUUGGUUAGCUGGACGAUAUAAAAUGGUUAAAGAAUACAGUGAACGAACUAUGUUACCUCCACCAUUGAAUACACUUUGUAUAAUAUAUGAAUUGAUACGAUGUUUCUAUAUUGGUACUAGUCAAUGUAUAUGUAAAGAUAUAAAACAUUCAUAUCAAAGAGAUAUAACAAUAUUUGGUAAACAAUUGAAUAAUGAAAUAGAUGGACAAGAGAAUGAUUCACUUGAAGAAGAUAAUGAAAAUAAUAAAAAGAUUUUAACUCGACAAAAUCAACUCAUUAAAAUAAAACAGAAAAAUAAUGAAAGAAUUAAAAGAUUAAUGGGUGAAUCAGAUGAUUAUGGUAAAUCAUAUAAACAAGAGAUUGAUGCAGUAUUGAAAUUUAUUCUUAUUCAAAGUUUUGCAUUACAAAAUAGUAGACAUACAUUAGGCACUGGAAUCACUUUUAGAGGACCUUAUACUAGUCAAACAAUCAAUAAUUCUACUAGAUCAAUUAAUAAUGAAAAUAUACAAAUGAAUAGUAAUCAGAUAGAUAAUAGAUUACAACAUAUUGAAAGUAUACUAGAAAAUCUUGUUGAUUAUAUUCAUCAAAUGAAAAUGAUAGACUCUAUAUAUAAUACACCAAAUACACAUUCACCUAUACCAUUACGUAUGCCAUCUGUAAAAUUAACUCAUGUACCUAGUGAAUCACCAAUUCAAAGAAUAAAAAUACCAACAUCUAAAGAAUUAUUUCAACAAAUUAAUGAAGAAAAACAAAAUGAAAAUCAACUUGAUAAAUAUAUUAUGCCUAAAAAAUUACCAUCUAUAAAAAUACACAAAUCAUCAUAGUCUAUAGUAUUUUUUUUCCCUUAUAAAAUACUAAUAUUUUGAAAAUCGUUCCAUUUAAUAAAUAUUCAAGGUCAACUUAUCAUUACUAAACAUUCAUAGCAAUUUAUAUGGAUUAAAACACCGAAACAACCAAUCAUAAAAGAGAUUAUAUGAUACAAUCUUUAUUGAAAUACAAGGUGAUACUUUUCAUUACUGAAAACAAUAUACAUUCGGUCAAUUUAACUACUACUACUACUACCAUAAUAAUGAUAAUAUCAGUUUAAACAAACGUUAAAUAGUGAAGUACCUAGUUUGUUUUUUUUAAAGAAAAAAUGUAGUUUCAUGUUUUUCUUUCUUUAAAACUCAUUUUGUUUUUUUUUUUUCAUAUUAAUCAAUCAAUUUUAUUUCUGUAAACAAAUUACAUCAAUUUAUUUACAGAUUUUGUUUAAAUGUAUUCAUUGUUCAAUUGAAUUUUGAAUUGAAUAAAUGAAUAUUAAGGGUAUUUGUUUAUUUGAUUAAUUGGUUGUUUAAUGGCAGACAAUUUAUUCCUAUUGUACAAUUAUAGUGUAUUACAGGUUGAUUUCAUUGUAAAUUUCUAAUCAAUUUCAAUUGUCUUGAUAUUUUAAAUAAGAUAACUCAUCUUCAUUUAGUUUUCAUUUAGUUUUUAAAAAAAAAAAUUAUUUUAACUGUAAUGUAAAAUAUGUUUUAGUAUAGUUUGUUAAAUAGUUGUUCAUUGGACUACUUAAUAUUGGUUUGCUAUAUAAAUAUAAACUAUUAAAGAUUAAUGAGUAAACAUAAUUCUAUGCAUUUUAUGCACAGAUUAUUCUUAAGUAUUCCUGGAAUAAAAAAAGAACAGAGUCGAGUAUGGUUUAAGGUAUACUGAUAAUUUACCAGUCAACAUAUAUCUCAUUAUCUAUAUUCUUAAUCAUAAAAAUAAUAAUAAUAGUAAUAAUAAU